GUGUCGUACAGGAAGCUCGCGCCUGCGCGCUGUCCUCCAUCAGGUGGACACAGAACAGUUCUGUGGGAGGAGAAACACACACACACACACACACUAGCUGAUGUAACCCCAUACACACUGUUCACUAUGUAAACCGGCAGCAGUCCGUUGGCAGCACUGACACGAGGUGAAAGAACUGCUGUGUUCCUGUUUCAGAUGACCUUCCUUGAUCUUUGUUGGAUAAUCAAGAGCUGAAGAAAAUAUCCUAAUUAUGGCAUUAUUGACGCAUGUAUUAGCCUGCCUCUUUGGCAUCGGUUCAUGGGUUGCCAUCAAUGGUAUGUGGGUGGAACUCCCACUAAUUGUACCAGAGAUUCCUGAGGGCUGGUUCUUGCCUUCCUACCUCACUGUAAUCAUCCAGUUGGCCAACAUUGGCCCACUGUUCAUCACACUUAUGCACCGCUUUAAACCAGGAGCUUUGGACGAGAGACCAGUCAUCUACACUAUCGUGGUGGUGGGAGUGGUGGCCACCUUUCUCCUGGCCUUUCUCUGGAAGUACACUCUGCUUGUUGGAAAUGCUGUACACAGUGUGGCCUUGCUGUCUCUCAGUUUCCUGCUGUCAGUUGUGGACUGUACAUCUUCUGUCACCUUUCUUCCUUUUAUGAUGAGGCUCCAGCCUCAAUACCUCACCACCUACUUUGUUGGGGAGGGUCUGAGUGGCCUGAUUCCGGCAGUGGUGGCACUGAUCCAGGGUGUUGGGUUGGUCCAGUGCAAGAACGCUACAACUUCUGCAAAUAUUAGCAUGUAUAGCUCUAGUUGGGAGGCCAGUGAUAAGCUGGAGGCACAUUAUCCACCAGCCAACUUCUCUGCCCAGGUCUUCUUCCUGUUCCUCAGUGCCAUGAUGGUAGUGUGUCUGGGUGCUUUCUUGAUGCUUAACUACCACCCUUCUGUGGCAAAGGAAUGCAAGCAUGAGCACUAUCUUGAUGAAGAGCACAGAGGGAAGACUGACAUUAGCCUCUCAAUGCAGAGGCCUGCUCCGGAACAGAAACCCAUGCUGGAGCCUCCAGAUGACCUAGUAAACGAACCCCGUAGCAGGUUCGGAAAAGGUACCUAUAGCACAGCGGAGGUGGUCUUCAUCUUUGUGGUUCUGGCCUGGGUCAAUGCAUUAACCAAUGCAGUCCUACCUUCAGUACAGUCCUACUCCUGUCUGCCUUAUGGGAAUCAGGCCUAUCAUCUGGCAACCACCAUGGCUGCAGUGGCCAAUCCUGUGGCUUGCUUCAUUGCUAUGUUUGUGCCAAUCAGGUCCCUGAUUCUGAUGGGGGUGCUGACAUUGACGGGUACAGCAUUUGGUGCAUACAUAAUGGCAAUGGCAGCACUGAGUCCAUGCCCUCUACUGGUACAUUACGAUAUAGGAGCUGCACUUGUGGUCAUCACUUGGGUGUUGUUUGUCCUCACUUUGUCCUAUGUGAAAGUUAUCAUUGGGGUGAUCCUGCGAGAAGAAGGACAUAGCGCCCUUGUGUGGUGUGGGGCUGUAGUACAGCUCGGCUCCAUGCUAGGUGCCCUGACAAUGUUUCCUUUAGUUAGUGUGUACGGACUCUUCCAAUCAGGGGAUCCCUGUAACACCAAGUGUCCUCAGUGAUGGCAACCAGAAUAAAGUCUUUAAGUCAAAUAUAAAUAGCAAAUGUUGUAGUUAGUCCUGUGCACAAAUGUUCACAGUGCCACUUUGCUUUUACACUAAGCACGAAAGCCAGGAUGUUUCUUUAUUCCAAAGAAAUAGCCGCAAACUUAUAACCGUUACAGCACUUCUGUCUGCCCCAAUGUUUGUCUGACCGCUGCACUGUAUUAAACUAAAGUAGACCUUUAAUGCACUUGUUAUAUUGAAAAGUGAAUCCCAAAAGAGGAUAUUACAUCUGUCUGUUACAAUGUUUAUUGUAAACAAAACUGAUACUUGAUGAAAAGUGCCUUAAUACUAUGGUAUUUAAAAGUUGCACUUCAUUAUUUUGGUUACUUUUUAAUGUAUUUUAAAUAGUUUACUAUUUGUUUUGUAAGUUAUGAGGCCUAAGUACAAAUAACGAACUUUCUUUUUGUAUGGCGUAACUUUAAAUUGAAAUGAAAUGUACAAUUUUGAGAAUAAAAUAUGUAAAACUGU
Molecule: messenger RNA, 2125 nt
Organism: Astyanax mexicanus (Mexican tetra)
Lineage: Eukaryota; Metazoa; Chordata; Actinopteri; Characiformes; Acestrorhamphidae
Gene: slc52a3-2b
Product: solute carrier family 52, riboflavin transporter, member 3-B
Exons: 4
Coding region: 251-1615 (454 amino acids)
Biological process (GO): riboflavin transport
Cellular component (GO): plasma membrane
Molecular function (GO): riboflavin transmembrane transporter activity
Source: RefSeq, a predicted model, not a curated record